AUGCCAACCAACUGGCUGGUUCAGAUGAAAAAGGGAACAUUUUUUGUACCAGUGGAAUCCAGGUCGCCGGGUGACAGAUCGCUGAUUCCAGCGCCAUCCUUCAGCGUUCAGCACCUUGCAGAUGUUGCCCAAACCGUGCACGAGGUGCCCCCGUGCGUUUUUCGAAGAGAUCCCGAAGGUUCAGGUGCUCAGGUGCUCUCUGAACAUUCGGAUCCGGGGUCUUUUCCCCGUCAACUCACUCUGGAACCUUACUCAACUCACUUGGCCAACCCCUCUGACUUCUCGACAUCCACUGGUGAUUUUCUCCGGCAAGCAAGAGCACUCUGA
This is a messenger RNA of Durusdinium trenchii, 327 nucleotides long. NCBI's taxonomy places the organism in Eukaryota, Dinophyceae, Suessiales, Symbiodiniaceae. The record is from the annotation of a GenBank genome assembly.